GGUGGGGCCUGGGCGCGCAGCUCCCGCGGGCCCGGCUCGCUCUGCGGGAAUGUGGACUGGAGUGGUCCCGCUGCGGGGCCGGGGUGCAGCAAGCCACAGGGUCGAUCCAUAGCGCCAUGGCCUGCAUCCUCAAGAAGAAGUCUGUGGUUGUGGCGAGCUUCACAGCGCUGUGCCUCUUGCUGCUGGCUAUGCGCCUCGUCAACGACAUGAAUUUCCCUUUGCUACUGAGCUGCUUUGGACAACCCGAGACAAAAUGGAUCCCACUGCCCUACACAUUCAGGCAGCCUCUUCGGAUUCACUAUGGAUACAUCAAUGUGAGGACCCAAGAGCCUUUGCAGCUCGACUGUGACCACUGCGCCAUAGUGUCCAAUUCAGGUCAGAUGGUGGGCCAGAAGGUGGGCGAGGAGAUAGACCACUCUUCCUGCAUUUGGAGAAUGAACAACGCCCCCACCAAGGGCUUUGAGGAAGACGUCGGCCACGUGACGAUGGUUCGCGUCGUAUCGCACACCAGUGUUCCUCUUUUGCUAAAAAACCCUGACUAUUUUUUCAAGGAGGCAAGUGCCACCAUUUAUGUUAUCUGGGGCCCUUUCCGCAACAUGAGGAAGGACGGGAAUGGCAUUGUGUACAACAUGCUGAAAAAGACAGUUGAUAAUUAUCCGAACGCACAGAUUUACGUGACCACGGAGCAGCGGAUGAGUUACUGUGAUGACGUCUUUAAGGAGGAAACUGGGAAAGACCGGGUCCAGUCCGGCUCCUAUCUCAGCACGGGCUGGUUUACCUUUAUCCUGGCCAUGGACGCCUGUUACAGUAUCCACGUCUACGGGAUGAUAAAUGAUACCUACUGCAAGACAGAAGGGUAUAGGAAAGUCCCCUACCAUUACUACGAGCAAGGGAAAGAUGAGUGUAAUGAGUAUCUUCUCCACGAACACGCCCCCCAUGGGGGACACCGGUUCAUCACCGAGAAGAGAGUGUUUGCCAAGUGGGCCGAGAAGCACAGAAUAAUCUUCACACACCCAAACUGGACCGUGUCCUGAUGUUGUGUCCCCGAUCGCGGCACUGCAGCUCUGAAGAUGACAGCAGUCAAGCUUGUUCAUGACCAUCACGGUCCUGACCGCUCUCUGAUGGGGAUGGCGACUCUGCUAGCAAUCCGGACUCGGCGUUCUGUGGGAGGGGCUCCCGUUCAUUCUGUUCUCUCUGGUGGUUCAGCCCUACAUACUGCACUUUAUGACUCACCUGUAGAAGGCCAAUGGCAUGGUAGCUGUGACUACAGAAAACAGGAAGAUCGUCUUUCAAGCUAGCCACUCAGAGUUCCUGACAGAGGCGUCUGGAAGAGACAGAUGUGGCCUUCUCAGCCAAGGUCACUCAGUGUGUGGGCAGCUCCACCAUCUUGGAAAAAUGGCUGACUACCAAACACUGUCCCAAGUGAUUCUAUCAGGGUAUAGAUAUCUUGCCACAGUUACUGGUUAGCCUGAGAGAGGGUAGGCGUCUCUCUUUGAUGCCGUCUUCCUUCCAUAUGUCUCACAGCUAAAGCCUCAGGCCACCUACCUGAUUAAAUGUAGCAAUGAAGGUGUUGCGUAAUUCCUGCCCCUUGGGAUUCCUGGACUAUCUCAGACACUUGACUCAAAAGGUAUCAAGUAGCAGGUAUUGACAAACUUUCACUCUGUUGGCUGUGCUCUUCCUACUCAAAACAGCAUAACUAAGCAUAUUAGACCGAUUACCUACAUUAAUGUUUAGUUAUUUUUGCUCGAGUACUAAAUAUUAACGUGCUAGCUGUACAGCUGCAGCACUGUAGAAACACAUACUGUGAAAGCAUUUCUGAAACAUAACCAAAGGGUUUCCUCGCUCUGCUUCCACACCCAAUUCUGCAAAACGAUGCGCUUUGUGACAUCGUGAGACAGGGAGAGCAGACCAUAUUUUUGCAUUAAUUUGUAUCCUACCAUAUUCAUAAUAUAUAUUUUUAAAUUCAAAUUUCUAUUUUAUAAUCCCAAGGCGUGUCUCUCCAUAUACAUUAUCAAUGCCAAGUGCCAAAUGUUAGACAUGAAAAGUUCUUUUAUAUCAUUAAAUCCUACUGGCGCUCUUGCCUUUGAGGCUGAUCGUCUC
Molecule: messenger RNA, 2100 nt
Organism: Chionomys nivalis (European snow vole)
Lineage: Eukaryota; Metazoa; Chordata; Mammalia; Rodentia; Cricetidae
Gene: St6galnac3
Product: ST6 N-acetylgalactosaminide alpha-2,6-sialyltransferase 3
Exons: 5
Coding region: 117-1034 (305 amino acids)
Biological process (GO): ganglioside biosynthetic process; oligosaccharide metabolic process
Molecular function (GO): alpha-N-acetylgalactosaminide alpha-2,6-sialyltransferase activity
Source: RefSeq, a predicted model, not a curated record